This is a messenger RNA of Exaiptasia diaphana, 1591 nucleotides long. RefSeq names its product inactive pancreatic lipase-related protein 1-like. The record is from RefSeq and is a predicted model, not a curated record. Lineage: Eukaryota; Metazoa; Cnidaria; Anthozoa; Actiniaria; Aiptasiidae. Gene Ontology annotation, biological process: lipid metabolic process. The transcript has 9 exons. Gene Ontology annotation, molecular function: carboxylic ester hydrolase activity; protein binding; lipase activity. Bases 1 to 1407 code for a protein of 468 amino acids.
AUGUCUGUGACAAUUGCCACAGCCAAAGCCAAAGUCGUUCUGCUUUUCAGCUUUUCAGCUGUUGCAAAAGAAGUGGACCAUGGAAGGUACGGCAAGUUCAGCAACGCUCCUCCCUUCGACAGCAAAGUCUUUUUCCUGCUGGACAGACCUUUACCUGAUAAACCAAAAAAUAUGAAAAUGGAAUAUUACGUCUUCACGAGGAAAGACCCYAUCGGCAAAAAAACAAUAGAUGACAGYGAUAUUAUUAAACUUAAGGAAUCCACUUAUGACGGCGCGAAAAGAACUUUCAUUAUAAUUCACGGCUGGACUGGAAAGCCACUGGAAUCCGAAUGGGUUAAAAACAUGACGAAAGCUUUACUGGAGAAAGAAGAUGCAAAUGUCAUUGUAGCUGGAUGGGAACAUGGAGCGGACGACCUUUACUAUCCACAAGCCGUCGGCAACACACGAUUAGUUGGAGCCAUGUUUCAAGAAAUAACAGACUCAAAGAUUGCUCGUAUUACAGGGCUAGAUCCAGCCUCCCCAGGGUAUAAAGGCACGCACAUUGACGUAAGAUUGGACGCCACUGACGCCGAGUUCGUCGACGUCAUCCAUAGCGAUUGUCCCAAUAUAGGYACCCCUGACAAAAGUGGAAAGUUUGACUUUUGGCCUAAUGGCGGUGGAUCACAACCUGGAUGCCCCAUCAAAAAAAGAGGAACAAUACUCAAUAAGUUCUUCGAAAUUAUCGGAUGUGAGCAUUACCGAGCUCAUCAGUAUUUCAUCGAGUCCAUCAAAUCCACCGAGUGCUUAUUCCGUUCGUAUCCCUGCCAAAACUGGAAUGAGUUCAGACGUGGCAAGUGCAUGGAAUGUGGAGCUAAYGGAAAGAACUGUCCAGAAAUGGGAUUUAACGCCAUUAAGUACAAGAAUUUAGAGMAUGGAAACUUUUAUCUUUAUACAAAUGAUAAUCCUCUAUAUUGCGUCCCUCGUUAUAUGUAUAUGACAUUUAYAACUGGCAAUUCCUGGUUCGAUGGUGGAAGUCAUCCGAGAGUUUGUGUAUAUGGAAGUAAAGCGGACACGGGAAAAAUCAAAUUGGAAGGGCAUCUCCACAGGGGUACUACAGAACAGUUCUUAGCACCAAUCAAGAUAGACAUUGGUGAACUUAAGAGUGUUGCAUUUUAUGUUGCCUCAAUUGGCGGCUGGAAAUUAAAGAAAGUUACUCUUCAAUAUGUUGACGAGACUCGGAGUUACCAUGCUUGCUUUAAUGCCAAUGUGUAUUACUUCCGGUGGGAGAAGAGAAAUCUUACACGCGUUAACGCCCAGUGCAAGAGAAAACACUCGAUAAGAGGUCCUCAAAAUCAAGGUCGACAUAWUGGAUCGGGAGAACAUAGAGAAAAGAAUGUUAAAUUAAAGAUAAAGAAAAACACCCUUUAACAGAUCAAAAUGUGACUUUUGGGAGAAAUACUGAGCACCCUUCAUGCCAAAUUCAACGCAAAUACAAAUCAAAAAUUUGAAAUUUGGAAGUCAAAUAAAAUUCAAGAUAUUGAGCUGAAACUCGAUGUGUUUUACUCUAAUUCUAAUAAGUGUUGACCAAUUCGUACAUAUUUCCUCUUCGUUU